This is a messenger RNA of Patiria miniata (bat star), 1100 nucleotides long. Its product is annotated as type-2 ice-structuring protein-like. The record is from RefSeq and is a predicted model, not a curated record. NCBI's taxonomy places the organism in Eukaryota, Metazoa, Echinodermata, Asteroidea, Valvatida, Asterinidae. The transcript has a single exon. Bases 32 to 817 code for a protein of 261 amino acids.
AUAAACUCUACAGUCGUCCUUACGAAUCACCAUGUACUUGUUUCACGUUUUUGGCAUUGUAGCAAUCACUUCAGCUCUUAAUACUCAAUUUGGGUCAGGUUCCUGCCAAUCUCAUCUCACUGUCAAACGCUCUUGCCCGCCAGAGUGGCAAUUUUGGGAAGAUGAGUGCUAUCACGUCACUCCUUUACGGCAUAACUGGGACGACGCCAAGUCAGCUUGCCAAGCCAUGGGAGGCAGGAUGGCCGCUCCUCACUCACUCGAAGAAAUGGAGUUCAUGGCAGAUUUGGCACAAAAGGAGCACGGUGUAAACACGGCAUGGAUUGCUUGCAAUGACAAAGGAGUGGAAGGCAUUUGGGAGUGUAACGGUCAGGAAGGGAGUGAGUCUUUCUUGGAAUGGGCUAAUGGGCAACCAGAUAAUUCAAACAAUCAAGACUGUGCUGCAAUAGCCACAGCCUUUAAUAACAGAAUGGAUGAUGACCAAUGUUGGAGCUCUCACGAGGCGAUUUGUGUUCGUCAGGCAACCGGUACUCAUCCUUCAACCCAACCGCGUCAAUACUGCCUCUCUACCGACACAGACGGCCGCAUUCUCAAUUCAACCUGCCUCCUCGACCACGGCAUCCGGGAGUUCAUCACCGAGGGCAUGGCCGCCUGCGGCUCGGCCUGCGUCAAGGAAACCGGAUGCCUCUCAUUCAACAUCAAGAAGACCGAAGACGGGAAGAAAGUAUGCCAGCUGAACAACAGCACGAGGUCCGAAGAUAAGGACAAGUUUCAAAAGACCGGCUAUUUCUGCAUCUACUCCGAAGUAUGCAUCGGCUAGUGAUGGGAACAUUGGAACAAUGUUGGAGACGUAGUCUACAAACUUGAACAAUCACCAAAACAAUUCGAUUUGGUUCUGAUAGAGACAGCUGCUUCACUGAAUCAAACAUUUAGGUAAUAUGAAAACUAUUUUGGAUUUCCCCUCCAGAGAAAUAAGGCGACCGAGAUGUGCAUUUAGGUACGCAGGGUAAGCAAAUGGCUUCUUUCUUUGUUCUUACACAUGAAAAAUGAAUUUAAACUAACAUGAUUAGUUUUGAAGUAUAUACAUGUGGCAAAUACAUACG